AAUCGCCUCACAUGCACUGGCUUUGUUAAUGACCUGGCAACCAUUAAAGAUGUGCUACGUGAACUUCACAGUCUGUCCCUAAAACUUCAGAACAGAAGCACUUCUCUUAUGGAGGCCACACGAGAAAUAAAGAUGACAAUUGAGGUGUUGAAGGCUUUCAAGAUCACCCCAGGGAAGUCAAUGGAGAAAGCAGCGGAAGCUGUUAAAGUAGGAGAAUUCAAACAAGUGCCCUUACGUUCAAGCAAGGAAAAUGUAAAUAGAUUCCUAUUCCACCAAGCCAUCAUCGACAGUCUCUCUUCACGAAUGCCUGACACAAAUCUUACAAAGAUUAUAACACCACUGGAUCCCCUAAACUGGCCAAAAUCCAGGGAGUCUCUUAUUCUCUUUGGGGAGAAAGAGAUCCACGACCUGGCAAAGAUGCUUGAAGUACCAAGUAGGGAGGCAGUUGAGGACUUCAGAAAUUGGAAGCUCAACAAUGAUCAGAAUGGGCAGGUCCUCAAAAAGUUGUUGACUGCUAGCAAAACAUACCUGGCAAGUUCUUCUGAAUGUGAAAGAGGCUUCUCUGUCCUUAAUGCCACUGCCACAGAUGCAAGGAAUGGCCUUCAAGUCAGGAGCCUCUCUGCAGCACUUUUCAUUGACAUUAAUGGCCCCUCUCUCAAGAUGUUUGACGCUUACCCGUAUAUUCAGUCUUGGCUUAGGGAGAAACAUUGUCUGUCAACUGCCAGUAAAACAGGGAGACGAGACAAAUCUACUGAGAAAAUCAGGCCACUGUGGGUUGUUCUAAACAACAGUGAAUGA
Carassius auratus (goldfish) is the source of this 798-nucleotide messenger RNA. RefSeq lists its product as uncharacterized. Bases 109 to 798 code for a protein of 229 amino acids. NCBI's taxonomy places the organism in Eukaryota, Metazoa, Chordata, Actinopteri, Cypriniformes, Cyprinidae. The transcript has 2 exons. The record is from RefSeq and is a predicted model, not a curated record.